CCUUGAAACCCUAACCCGCCUCCUAUUCUUUCCAGCAGCCAUUCUCUCAUAAUCCCCUUCCCGCCGCUCGUUGUCACUCCUCCGCCUCCCAUUUUUCCCCUACCCCGCCGCUCGCUGUCGCUCCUCCGCCUCCCAUUUUUCCCCUACCCCGCCGCUCGCUGUCGCUCCUCCGCCUCCCAUUUUCAUUAUUCGAUACUCUUGCGAGGCAUUCGCCCUUUCCCGCCGCUCGCUGUCAUUCCUCCGCCUCCCGUUUUCAUUAUUCGUUACUCUUGCGAGGCAUUCGUGUUUCUCCGAUUCGUCUUCUCAAGAGGAAGCAGGUUUUCUGCUCCAUAGAGUUUUCACAGUCAUGUUGUUGCUUCGUCGGAUCAUUGUAGUCAGGCAGCCAUCAUCAGUCUUUGCUCACGGAUUUUCUGAAAGUCCGUUCAAAUCUCUCAGAUACUCAUCGACUUCUUCUGGGAUCGCAUCAUCUCUAAAAUCUGCAUCGCCGGAUUCUAAUUCUGUCAAGCCAGAGAACAAUGAGAAGCCUGUAAUCGUGUUCUUUGAGAAUCAUGGAUUCUCAAAAACACAGAUAUCUGAGCUUGUCAAGAAAUUCCCUCAAGUUCUUUCCGCGAACCCCGAAAAGACGCUAUUGCCAAAAUUGUUGUUCUUUCAAUCGAAAGGCCUUUCUUCCCCCGAGAUUGCCAAAUUAGUGUGUGGUUUUCCUUCGAUUUUAACGCGAAGUUUAGACAGAAAAAUCAUUCCAGCUUUUGAUUACAUUCAAGCGCUACUUCAAACUGAGGAGAAGACUAUCGCAUCCAUAAAACGGUUUUUAGGUAUUCUCACUUGGGAUCUCCAAAUUUAUGCUCGUCCAAAUGUUGAAACUCUGAUACAAAUUGGAGUCCCUGAUUCCAAAAUUGCAACCAUUCUUCAGUACCAACCACGAGUGUUCUUGAUAAACAAUGUCCGAUUCAAGGAGAUUGUGGAGGAAGUUAAGGAAAUGGGAUUCAAUCCUCUGCGACUGAAUUUUGUUCUCGCUGUUUUUGCCAUGCGAGCAAUGAGCAAAUCUACAUGGAGAAAAAAAGUUGAAGUUUACAAGAAAUGGGGAUGGCCUGAAGAAGAGAUUCUCUUCGCUUUUCGAAGGCAUCCAUGGUGUAUGAUGGCUUCCGAGGACAAGAUCAAUGGUGUAAUGGAUUUCUUUGUGAACAAGCUUGGAUGUGAACCUUCAUACAUUGCAAAGCGACCUGCUCUGAUUUCACUUAGUUUAAAGAAGAGGAUUGUGCCAAGAGGCUCUGUUUAUCAAGUUUUGCUGUCAAAGGGUUUGAUUAAGAAAGAUGUGAAUCUUCCUUUUUUGUUUGAGUCUGCUGAAAACCGAUUCUUAGACAAAUUCAUCGACCCUCAUAAGAAGCUGAUUCCUGGAUUGUUGAAGUUGUAUAAAAAGAAAUUGGUGGAUGCUAAGAGAUAGCAGGUGGAGUUUGAUGUAGCAGUCGAGGUGGAGGCACGUGGGUUGUUGGCUAUAGAGAAUCUCAUCACAUUUGAGUCUGUAGUCUUUCUUUGUGCUUUGCCUUUAAAUCCUGCCCUUCCAUGUAUUUAAGUGAUCUCUUCCUGACUUUCUAUGAAAAUAAGAUUUUCAUUACUAUUUUAAA
Messenger RNA from Cucurbita maxima (winter squash), 1622 nucleotides. RefSeq lists its product as uncharacterized. Bases 347 to 1441 code for a protein of 364 amino acids. The transcript has 2 exons. Gene Ontology annotation, cellular component: chloroplast. Gene Ontology annotation, molecular function: double-stranded DNA binding. Lineage: Eukaryota; Viridiplantae; Streptophyta; Magnoliopsida; Cucurbitales; Cucurbitaceae. Gene Ontology annotation, biological process: regulation of DNA-templated transcription; chloroplast organization. The record is from RefSeq and is a predicted model, not a curated record.